ACCCACACACGCACACACACACACGUGCACAUGCGCGCGCGUGCGAGCGUGAAUACGUUCGUAUUAGCUUCGAAAAGGUGGGGAAUUGCAUACGAAUACCUUUGUACACGGAAACGCGUACGUAACCAAGUGGCUGUGUGUACUAGUAGCGUAACGAAGAAAGUAACUUCGUUUCUUUAUCUCUGUUUAUCAUUUUUUGAUAUUAUAUUAUUUUUCAAAUAAUUGGAAACUGCAGAGUGAAGAAAUCAAAAUGUCAAGUGGACAAACACAUAAGUAUCGUUAUAAAAAUGUGGGCUUAGACUCACAGGAAUUAAGACGACGUAGAGAAGAAGAAGGUGUGCAAUUGAGAAAACAAAAGCGUGAACAACAAUUAUCAAAAAGACGUAAUGUACCUAAUAUUGUUACCGAUGAGGAUAAUGUUUCCACUACAGAUGAAUUUUCUCUACCUACGCCACAAUUACAAGGUGUUGUUAUAACAAAAAAAUUGGUACAAGCAUUAUACAGUCCUAAUGUAGAAGAUCAAUUAGCAGCUACUCAAAAAUUCAGAAAAUUAUUAUCCAGAGAACCAAAUCCUCCUAUAGACGAAGUUAUACAUACAGGGAUAGUACCUCGAUUUGUUGAAUUUUUAAAAAAUGAUAGUAAUUGUACGCUCCAGUUUGAAGCAGCUUGGGCUUUGACAAAUAUAGCAAGUGGGACAUCUCAACAAACGCGCAUGGUAAUAGAAACAGGAGCUGUACCUACUUUUAUAUCGUUACUCAGUUCUGAGUAUGAAGAUGUACGAGAACAAGCAGUUUGGGCAUUGGGCAAUAUUGCAGGAGAUAGUCCUGAAUGUAGAGAUCAUGUUAUUUCUUGUGGUGUCCUUACACCACUUUUACAACUUCUUUCUAAAAAUGCACAUUUAUCUAUGACACGGAAUGCUGUAUGGGCGUUAUCAAAUCUUUGUCGUGGCAAAAAUCCUGCACCUGUAUUUUCAAAAGUGGCACCAUCUUUACCAGUUUUAGCUCAUCUUCUUAAUCAUCCAGAUUCAGAUGUUCUUGCUGAUACUUGUUGGGCUUUGUCAUAUUUAAGCGAUGGGCCAAAUGAUAAAAUACAAGCAGUUAUAGAUGCUGGUGUUUGUAGGCGCCUUGUAGAACUUUUGAUGCGUGAGGAAAGCAAUGUAGUAAGUGCAGCUCUUCGUGCUGUUGGUAAUAUAGUUACUGGAGAUGACGUGCAAACUCAAGUUGUACUAAAUUGUUCAGCGCUACCUUGUUUAUUACAUCUUUUGAAUUCUCCACGAGAAAGCAUACGUAAGGAAGCUUGUUGGACAGUUUCUAAUAUCACUGCUGGUAACCCUCAACAAAUACAGGCUGUUAUUGAUGCUAAUAUUUUCCCUGUAUUAAUUGAUAUAUUAGGAAAAGCCGAAUUUAAAACUCGAAAAGAGGCAGCUUGGGCAAUCACAAAUGCUACCAGUGGUGGUACUCCUGAACAAAUUCGUUAUCUUGCCUCACAAAGAUGUAUUUCACCAUUGUGCGAUUUAUUAACUGUUAUGGAUGCAAAAAUUGUGCAGGUUGCAUUAAAUGGUUUAGAAAAUAUUUUACGUCUUGGAGAACAAGAUGCUAGUAUGCACAAUGGUAUUAACCCUUAUGCAGUAUUGAUCGAAGAAUGUUAUGGCCUAGAUAAAAUAGAAUUUCUUCAAUCUCAUCAAAAUAUGGACAUUUAUCAAAAAGCUUUUGAUAUUAUCGAUCGAUACUUUGGUUCCGAGGAAGAAGAUACUAGAAUUGUUCCAUCUAUUGAUUCGCAAGGACAACAAUUUCAAUUCACAGCACCUGAUUCUUCUCAACUUCCAGUCGAAGGCUUCGAUUUCUAAAUGAUUAAUUAUUGAUUGAAACCUGGAAUACGUGCUUCUGAAUACGAUGUUCCACGCUAUCUUUUACGAUCCUUAAUCUCAUGAGAAAUGUAAUAUCUCUAAAACUGAAAUACCAACUAGCUGUACGAGUUUUCUCAUACAUUGUAUUAUUACAAA
Molecule: messenger RNA, 2002 nt
Organism: Vespa crabro (European hornet)
Lineage: Eukaryota; Metazoa; Arthropoda; Insecta; Hymenoptera; Vespidae
Gene: Kap-alpha1
Product: importin subunit alpha-7-like
Exons: 8
Coding region: 251-1846 (531 amino acids)
Biological process (GO): NLS-bearing protein import into nucleus
Cellular component (GO): nucleoplasm; cytoplasm; nucleus
Molecular function (GO): protein binding; nuclear import signal receptor activity
Source: RefSeq, a predicted model, not a curated record